AUGGUGCUUGGACUGAAGAAACCAGACUCUUCCAUAUGGAAUGUCACUGAGCGGCUAACCUCAGCCGACCUGCUUGUACUGUGGAUGUCCUAUAUUUAUGUACUUGAAUGGCACCAAUUACCACCCAUGUACAGCUGGGCCAAUCAGAAUCCUGGAAGGCUCUUGGCUAAGGAAUCCAUCAGCCUGCCCUGGAGCCUCAAGUCUUCCCUGUGUUCCACGCUAGGGCACCUGGUCAAGCUACACAACAAGGCAGCCCUGGUCUGGCACAAGAGUCUCAAAGAUGAGGAGACCACAGUGUAUUAUGUGAAGCUCAUUGAGAGCCAAGUGUCUCUGUUGAAGUCCCAGAACAGGCCUGAAGAUGCCUUGGCUACCUGCAGACAUGUGCUCAAAGACAGCAACCUAGUGGAUGUGUGGCUGCUGCUGGCUGACCUGUGUGCUUCUGUUGAUGACAAGGACAUGGUUAAGAGGAUUUUUACUGAGGCAUUAUCUGCCAAUAGACAGAGUCCCAAACUACAGUAUUACCUGUCAGAAGUGGCCUUGAACAAUCUGCAGCAGUUUGCUCUGGGUCACUUUGACGUUAGCUCCAGAAAUUUUCUUCCCCAUGAUUGCUGUCAGCUCUACAGCCAGUUGCUAAAACAAGAGGAGGCAUUCACUUUACGCAAGGCUCCGCUCAAGGAAGGGCUGGCAGACGGUCUGACCCGGGAUGUGUACAUGUGGCUGUGUUACAGCCUGUUGGUGGAGCUGCAGCUACAGGACAAGACAGAAGAUGUCUUAGAGGUGUUGGAAAGCUCGCUUACCCAUGCUCAGACGCCCAGCGAUUUGACUCUUGUUUGGCAGCACUACAUAUUCUAUCUGGCGAGACGUGGAUCAUCUCUGAAGGACAUUCAAGAAAUGGUCAUGCGCUCAUUGAUCUCAAUGCCUGUCAAGUUCCCUGUACCGUUCUCUUCACUUCCCUCUGCCACCUGGGUGGAUUAUUACCAUAGCAACCGCCUGGUGGAGGCCUGGUUGUCAGUGUUGUCACCAGAAGAUAGCCUUGACCUGAUGGAGAUGUCCUUGUCCUUCAUGCCUAACAAUGUCCAGCUGUUACUCAGAGCCAUUGAGCUGAGUCUUGGCCAGCGGAUGACAAGGAGAGCCUACAGUUGGUGUCGCUAUGUGGCAGCUCAGAGGGACAGACCAGCUAACCUGGCGUUCUGGAAGCUGGCCACUGCUCUAGCUCAAGUGGAGGGCACACCACGGGAGGUGGAGAACCUGUUGGUUGCCAGUGUGGAGACCAUGCCCCUUGCUGUAUCUGCCUGGAAAGAU
Messenger RNA from Candidula unifasciata, 1302 nucleotides. NCBI's taxonomy places the organism in Eukaryota, Metazoa, Mollusca, Gastropoda, Stylommatophora, Geomitridae. The record is from the annotation of a GenBank genome assembly.